Messenger RNA from Bipolaris sorokiniana ND90Pr, 2195 nucleotides. RefSeq lists its product as uncharacterized. The transcript has 2 exons. The record is from RefSeq and is a predicted model, not a curated record. Lineage: Eukaryota; Fungi; Ascomycota; Dothideomycetes; Pleosporales; Pleosporaceae. Gene Ontology annotation, molecular function: oxidoreductase activity, acting on paired donors, with incorporation or reduction of molecular oxygen; monooxygenase activity; iron ion binding. Bases 168 to 1775 code for a protein of 535 amino acids.
GGGACGUCUUGCAAGUUCCUGGCAACAAUUAUGAACUGGCAGCCUGACACAACACUCUCGUCACGGUAAAGAUGGCGCUGUUGAACUUGAUUUGGUCUAACCAUAUGGAGAAGCUGAGUGCGUUGUUGCGGUGGGAAAUACUAGUCCUCGUAGCAAUCUUGCUUACCAUGGCUUCUUAUCUACGAAAGACGACAAAAGCCAAGCCCAUCGACCUCCAGCAGUAUUCGCGCUUCCCACAGCCUGAGCCAGUAGACCCUGUUCGAGGCCACUGGCCAUGGAUAGAGAAAGCUGCGGCUGAGGGUGAUCCUCGACGCGCAUUCGAUGAGAUAUUAUACGAACAAGCUGAAAAGCUCGGAUUCCCUCCAGUUCUUCUUGUCGACUUCCGCCCGAUUGAGAAGUUUCCAGUUCUUUUCAUCUUAGACAACGAUGUUGCGGAACAGGUCACCAAGCCGAACAAAUCUUUCAGGACUAGUAUGCCCAAACAUCCCUCUAUCCAGCAGUUAGCACCCCUAGUUGGUGCAAGGUCUCUGGUCACAACAGAUGGCGACGAAUGGAACGCGCUAUACAAACGGAUACGACCUGGCUUCCAACCGAGCCAUCUGCUUAGUCUUGUCGAUGUGAUUCUGGACAAAUCAGAGACGUUUAUUGAGCUCAUGGAACAAAAGGCUGCCAGCGGCGACACUUUUCAUCUCGAAUCCUACACCACGAAUCUUGUCUUUGACAUUAUUGGCAUUGUAACGUUCGCUAUGGAUCUCAACGCGCAGAUCGAUGGGAAACAGUCUGAGAUUCUGCUGACUUACCGCGCUCUCUCCCAAGCUUUCAAUAAGCGCCCCUUCGGAGGAGUGAGCUGGCGCGACUACUUCUCUGCGAACGAGCGCGAGAUCCGAUCCAAGGACAAACAUCUCGAUAGUAUUCUCAAAGCUGUAAUAAAGAAACAGCACAAGGGCAUGCUGUCUGAAAACAUCGACUCCGAGACGAAGAACAAGAGCGUCGCAACACUUAGCCUCCAGGGUAUCGACAGAUUGACACCUCGGAUACUACAACAAACUAGCGAUACACUUCGCGGUUUCCUCUUCGCUGGACACGACACAACAUCUAUUCUUCUUCAAUGGGCAUUCUACGAACUGCACAUACAUCCCUCCGCCGCGCAAACCCUCAAGGCAGAGCUUGACUGUGUCUUUGGUCCAAAUACCCACCCUUCCACCGUAGUGAAGGCGCUGCGAAGUCCUGAAGCAGGGCCGCUCUUGAAACGAUUGUGUUACACUGAUGCUCUGAUCAAGGAGACCUUACGCUUACAUCCACCUGGCACUACUGCGCGCAUCGCUCCAUCGUCAUCAAACACUAUGCUCACUCUUCCCGAUGGCGACACGCUCUGCAUCGAUGGUUUGUGCGUGACACCACGCGCAUACACUAUCCAACGCCACCCAAAGGUCUUCGGCGACAGCCGCAACGACUUCCAGCCUGAGCGAUGGCUCCGCGACGAAGGCAAGAACAUCCCGGAGAGUAGCUUCAGGCCUUAUGAGCGCGGGCCUCGGAGGUGCACGGGAUCUGAGCUUGCGAAUCUCGAGACGAAGAUAGUUAUCGCUUGUGUCGCAAGGCGUUUCGACUUUGUUAAGCAAGGGCUUGGUGAGCUAGACUUGGAUGAGAAGGGCUUGGUGCAGGUUGACGAGAAGGGUAAGGCGAAAACAAAGAGCACGUUGUUCUCGACCUACCAAGUUACCGCGAAGCCAGUCGAUGGCAUGGAGAUUAAGGUGCAGAUCAAGAAACCGUCCUAGGCCCAACCAACAUAAGGCGGUGAAAAAGGCCUCUUUUGUGCUAAAACAGGCUUAGCGUUAGGGUUACGUGUCCGAAUUAAGCGAUUUGCAACCCCCGAUUCGUGAAUUUUAACAUACCCAAUUCAUUGUAACAUGCUACUCUAGCAAAUAUGUUUCUUAUACAAAGGCUUUUCGCGCAUACCUAAUUAGCUGAUCUCUAGAGUCUCGAGCAUUGCAGGCAGAUUUGUGUUAUAUUAGGGUUAGGGGAGGGUGUAACGACGCAGGCAAGACUACUCGGAUUAGUAUCGGCGGUAGUGCCACUCAGAGGCAUAUAGGAGUGCGUAGGACAUCAGAAGGCCUUAAUUCGAGCAGAAACCUAUAGGUCUUAUACGAAAGGAUAUUGAAAAACUACAGAGCUAGCUAUAGGGAGUAUCUCUAUAU